Molecule: messenger RNA, 1751 nt
Organism: Ceratosolen solmsi marchali
Lineage: Eukaryota; Metazoa; Arthropoda; Insecta; Hymenoptera; Agaonidae
Gene: Fkbp59
Product: FK506-binding protein 59kD
Exons: 5
Coding region: 167-1546 (459 amino acids)
Molecular function (GO): protein binding; peptidyl-prolyl cis-trans isomerase activity
Source: RefSeq, a predicted model, not a curated record
GGAAUCCUGUAGAGUGCGAUAUAAAGCGUAAAACGUGACCGCCUAUUGAGAAUAUAAUUGUUAAUUGUAAUAAAUUAUAUUGAAAUCUUACUUCCUGUCGAUAGCUCUAGCGAAGGAAUUUAUUGAGACUUAAAAUCGCUUCUUAAUUGGAAGUUAUUUUUUCAGAAUGGCUGUUGAUAUUUCACCCAAGAAUAGUGGAGGUGUUCUCAAAGAAAUCCUCAAAGAAGGUUCUGGAGAUGAAAGUCCAGGAAUUGGUAGCUUUGUAAAGUUACAUUAUGUUGGAACUCUUUUGGAUGGAAAGAAAUUUGAUUCCAGCAGAGAUAAUGGGAAACCAUUUGAAUUUGAGCUAGGACUUGGACAAGUAAUUAAUGGAUUUGACAUUGGUAUUGCAACAAUGAAAAAGGGUGAAAUAGCAGUUUUUACGAUUGCUCCUGAUUUUGCAUACGGAGAACCCGGUAGCCCUCCAAAUAUUCCUCCAAAUUCAACACUAAAAUUUGAAAUUGAACUACUUGAUUGGACUGGUGAAGAUUUAAGUCCUGACAAAGAUAAAGGAAUCACAAGAAAACUAAUUAAAGCUGGACAAGGGCAUUCUAGUCCAAAUGAUGGUGGCGUAGUUGACAUUAAUAUAGUUGGGUUAUAUGAUGACCAAGUAUUUGAAGAACGAGAUGUUAAAUUUGAAUUAGGCGAAGGUGAAGCUGAAGGAAUAGUUGAAGGUAUUGAAAUAGCUCUACUCAAAUUUAAAAAAGGAGAAAAAUCAAAGGUUAAGUUAAGUAGUAAAUAUGCAUUUGGAGCUGCUGGUAAUUCAGAACUAAAUAUUCCACCCAAUGCAAAUGUAGAAUACAUAAUUGAGUUAAAGAAUUUUGAAAUGUCAGUGAGUUCAUGGAACCUUGAUGGUGCCCAGAAAAUCGAGCAAGCUAAAAUGUUUAAGGAUAAAGGAACAUCAUAUUUCAAAAAUAACAAAUACAAUUUAGCCAUAAAAAUGUAUAAAAAAAUUAUAGAAUUUACAAAUCCCACCUAUGACUAUAAAGAAGAUUUAAUGGAAACCAGAGAUAAUUUAUUACUUACUGCUAAUUUGAAUUUAGCUUUAUGCUUUUUGAAAACUCAGCAAUAUCUUGAUGCUAAAGAAUGCUGUAAUAAGGCACUAGAACUUGAUCCAAAGAAUGAAAAAGCUUUUUUUAGAAGAGGACAAGUACAUCUUGAUUUAGCUUCUCCAGAACUUGCUGUUAAAGAUUUCAAAGAGGUUAUUAAAAUUGAACCCAAGAAUUCAGCUGCAGCAAAACAAAUCAUCAUUUGUAAUAAUUUAAUUAAAAAAGAAUUGUCAAAAGAAAAGAAACUAUAUGCAAAUAUGUUUGAAAAAUUUGCGAAGGAAGAUCAACAGAAACUGGAGGAGGAGUUGAGCAAACUACCAGACGUAAUGCAUGGAACACUUGGAGAAUGGGGUCAAGAAGAGCGGCCUGGAGGUCGUGACGCCACCGCUUUCGAGAAGGAAAAUCCCAACAUUCUGAUGCUCAAUGCAAAUGGCACUGGUGAAUUCAAAAAUAUGUAAAACAAUUGCUUUAAACUCAUUCAACCCAUUAAGUUUUAUCAACCGAAGCCUGUAGUCAAAUAAUUAUGAACUUUUUUUACUUAAUAUUUUAUACAGUAAUUAUAAAACUAUUCUUAAAUAUUGUAAUGUUAAGAAAUGUCUUGAGAAAUGUGUUAGAGAAACUAAGGAUAUGAACCCAAAAUACACUUAUUAAUAUUAAAAAUAU